AUGAAGGUUCCGAUUCGAGAAGAUCAAGCAGAAGGAAGAAAACAAAGGUUUGGAGUAGAGAAUGCCUCUGAUGAAGAUAUUUCAGAAGAUGAUAAACAGGAUGCCAAGCCAGAGAAAGAGAAACCAGAGAAGAAAGAAAGCGUGAAAGAGAAGAGUAAAGAUUCUGGGAAGGGAGGAGAUGAAAAUGAGCCAGGUGAACAUGAUGACAGUGAAAAUGACGACCCAACAGGUCUGGAAGGAGCUGCAUUUCAGAGUCGUUUACCAUUAGAUAAAAUGACAUCUCAGGAGGCUGCUUGUUUUCCUGAUAUCAUACAAGGCCCUCCUCAAGCACAGAAAGUUUUCUUGUACAUUAGAAAUAGAAUUCUUCAGUGUUGGUUGGAAAAUUGUAAAGUUCAGGCGACAUUUGAAACAGUUUUACCACAGAUUGAAUCCCCUUACAAUAGUGAUGGGCCACUGGUUAUGAGAAUACAUGCUUAUUUAGAGAGAUAUGGUUAUAUCAAUUUUGGAGUUUUUAAAAGACUGAAACCACUACCAGCCAAGAAACAUGGUCGUGUUGUAGUGAUAGGAGCUGGUAUUGCAGGGCUAGGUGCUGCUAAACAACUUCUUGCAUUUGGUUUGGAUGUUGUCGUGUUAGAAGCUAGAGAGAGAGUUGGAGGAAGAAUUGUAACAUUUAGAAAGGGGAACUAUGUAGCUGAUUUAGGAGCUAUGGUGGUAACUGGACUAGGGGGUAAUCCUGUUACUAUUUUAAGUAAACAAGUCAACAUGGAACUACACAAAAUAAAACAGAAAUGUCCUCUAUAUGAGAGUAAUGGUGCCACUGUUCCCAAAGAAAAAGAUGAGAUGGUAGAGAGAGAAUUUAACAGACUUCUAGAAACAACAUCCUAUUUAUCACACCAGAUGGAUUUUAACUAUAUUAAUAAUAAACCAGCAGCUUUAGGCCAGGCUCUAGAGGCUGUUAUCAAAUUACAAGAAAAACAUGUGAAAGAGAAACAGUGUCAACAUCAGAGACAUAUUCUAGAAUUACAGGAUAAAUUAAAGAAGAAUCAAUCACAGUUGAUAGCCUAUAGAGAUAAAGUAGAAGAGAUCAAUAAACAGUGGCGUGAAGCAUCAGAAAUAAAACCACCAGGUGAUAUUACAGCUGAGUUCCUUAUCAAGAGUAAAUUACGAGAUCUAAAUGCUGCUUGUAAAGAAUAUGAUCAACUUGUUGCCCAGCAGAAAGAAAUUGAAGAAAAACUACAAGAAUUGGAAGCUAAUCCACCAAGUGAUGUUUAUUUAUCAUCAAGAGAUCGUCAAAUAUUAGACUGGCAUUUUGCUAAUUUAGAAUUUGCUAACGCUACACCAUUGACAGCUUUAUCAUUAAAACAUUGGGAUCAAGAUGAUGAUUUUGAAUUUUCUGGAAGCCAUUUAACUGUUCGCAAUGGUUAUUCCUGUGUUCCUGUAGCUUUAUCUGAAGGAUUAGAUAUAAAAUUAAACACAGCAGUUAGACAAAUUAGACAUACCACUACUGGUGUAGAGAUAGUAACUACUAAUGCUAAAAACAAUGCAAAUCCCCAGACUUAUAAAGCAGAUGCUGUAUUAUCAACCUUACCAUUGGGGGUCAUGAAAGAAUGUCUGAAGGGAUCAGGACCUAAUAGUGUACAGUUUAUACCUCCAUUACCAGAAUGGAAAACAGGGGCUAUUCAAAGACUAGGUUUUGGUAAUCUCAAUAAGGUGGUGUUAUGUUUUGAUAGAAUAUUCUGGGAUCCCAACUCUAAUUUAUUUGGACAUGUUGGAAGUACAACAUUAAGUCGUGGAGAGUUAUUUUUAUUCUGGAAUCUGUAUAAAGCACCAGUAUUAUUAGCUCUAGUAGCAGGUGAAGCAGCAGCCAUCAUGGAAAAUGUUACUGAUGAUGUUAUUGUAGGAAGAUCUAUUGCUGUAUUGAAGUUGAUAUUUGGAAAUAAUGCUGUACCUCAGCCUAAAGAAACAUUGGUAACAAGAUGGAGAGCUGAUCCUUGGUCUCGGGGAUCUUAUUCUUUUGUUGCUGCUGGAUCUUCAGGUAAUGAUUAUGAUCUACUAUCGACACCAGUACCACCACAACAAGGGGCACAACCCAGAUUAUUCUUCGCAGGAGAACAUACUGUUAGAAACUACCCUGCUACAGUACAUGGUGCUUUCCUCAGUGGAUUACGAGAGGCAGGGAGAAUUGCUGAUCAAUUUCUAGGAGCACCUUACGCCAUGCCAACAAGACAAUCAGCACCACAUGUCAACUGA
Molecule: messenger RNA, 2250 nt
Organism: Lottia gigantea (owl limpet)
Lineage: Eukaryota; Metazoa; Mollusca; Gastropoda; Lottiidae
Exons: 17
Coding region: 1-2250 (749 amino acids)
Biological process (GO): regulation of DNA-templated transcription
Cellular component (GO): nucleus
Molecular function (GO): protein binding; oxidoreductase activity; flavin adenine dinucleotide binding
Source: RefSeq, a predicted model, not a curated record